UUGAAACCUCCAGCCCUCUCCCUUGAAACAGAUCGAGUCUGUGUCCCGACGAUCGCUCGACUGCCCUGUCAUCGAUAAAGUACAUAGCUUGCUGGGUGGGCUCGAGGGUCUCCUCGCUGUCAAUAUGUCUUCAUUCUUACCUGUCAAUAAUAUCUCAUCGCCACAAGACCGUGUCAUGGAGGAGGCGGCGUCUUCCACCCCUCGCCCCCAUCCCAAACCUGGACCGGCCACACUCGACACCACACACUCCAUGGGUGCCGCCCAUGACGAGAGCACACCCCGGAACUUAAAUAGCAUGGAUGACGCCCGCCUUACUGACCAAGGGGCCGCGUCGCUGACCUCGGAUGAAGCUGCGCAUGGGGAUUCGGACGAUGUGGACCCUGAUGGUUCCGACAACGAGGAGGAUCACAAGGGCGGCGCUCCGCCCUCGAAAAAGAAGAAAGGUCAACGGUUCUACUGCACGGACUUCCCGCCGUGUAACUUGAGCUUCACCCGCAGUGAGCAUCUCGCCCGACAUAUCCGCAAACACACCGGGGAGCGCCCCUUCCAGUGCCACUGCUCCCGCCGGUUCUCUCGACUCGACAACCUGCGGCAACAUGCCCAGACUGUGCAUGUCAACGAGGAUAUUCCCGGAGACUCCCUCGCAGCCACUGGGACUCGCUUCCAGCGCCAAAUCCGAACGGAUCGUGUCCGCCCGCAGGGCCGAGCAAGGGCGGGAACAGCGGGCAGUCAAGGCACCCAUAGCAGAGGUCACAGCCGAAACCUAUCCGCUUCGAGUAUUACCUCGACAGCAUCGACAUUUAGCCAACCCCAGGAGCUUCGACGUCGGCCCGCGCCUUUGAUGAUGGCAAAUGACCGAGCGCGCCUGAUGGAUUCGAUGGACGCUCCCAGCACUCCUCCAGGUCGGGGUCUCCCAGGCCCGACCGCCGGUGGAUCUCCCUACACGCCCACACAUCACAUCUUCGCGGCCGGCGGUACCGCGAGUCCGCAUAUAGCUUCGCCGAUGUCCACGGCAUCUCAGGCCUCGGGUUUCUGGGAGGGAAAGACGGCUGCCCGUCGCCUGUCUGUCCCGACGGGCGCAAACCCGUUCGCGUCGCAGCAUCCAAAUGUCUACCCCCCGGGCUAUGUUCCGCCACCGCCGUACGCGCCCCAUGGCGGGGUGUACGCAAGCCCUGUGAGCUCAUCGUAUUCACUGUCUCGCGACGAAGCAAGCCACGGAUCCUCGGAUGCUGAUUUGCGGAGAAGAACCUGGCAUCCGUCAACCUGGUCCGCCGUUCCUCGGCCUGCCACUAGUGGCCUGAGCAACUACCAGACGCCCGAAGUGUUUAAGCCAUCAUUUGGAGCGAACGGAUCAGCAGAACAGCCGCCGCGGCUGCCUGGGAUUGAAAGCUUUGAUAAGGUGAUGGCCCAGCGACCAUUGACCCCUCCCGUCCGCCGUGCCAGUCCGAUGCAACUUGACAACCCCAACAAGCCGCCUCCGAACUAUAACCUCGUUGGAGGCUACAACUACAAUCAGCCCGCCAAGCGGCCAGCGCCGCCCAUAUCCGGUCCCGGUCACCGACGGGGUCACGUCUCUUGGGACAUGUCGCUGCACAACAACCUCACCGGACUACAAAUCAGAGACAAGCCCGCUCAGCGGGACGCGUCGAACUGGGGUCAGCAGACAAUCGCAGAGAUUCACAGCAUCGGCUCCCGCCCGUCUUCCUCCUAUCAGCCACAGUACCAUGAGUACCGAGGGCACACUCACUCCUACAGCAAUGCUACCUCCAGCUCCCACGCGACGCGAACUUCGCCCGAGGAUUCAAGUAGCAGUGAAGGGGUGCACACUCCAUCUACGGCAUCUCUCGAGUACCAUCCGGCCAUCGUGCACAACAACGGAUACGUGGAGCCGCACCAAACCCCGUUUCCAUCCGAAACAUCUCAAGCAGCUUGCCCCCCUCUACCCCCUCAGUCGGACAACUAUCACGGCAAACGUGACCUGCGGUCCGACUUCCUGCCCCAGACGGUCCGGGAACCCGGCAUGGGUCGACUGGAGGCUCUUGUUGCAGUCGCCACGAGCGAAAACAAAGGCGCAGCGAAGCUGUUCCUCUGAAGACGUCGCGGUUGACGCGGGUGUCGUUUCACGACCCGGCCCGGCCAGCGGGUUGCGGGUCGCACGUCGAUCUUUCUCGGUUCCCCCGCCCUUUCUCU
This is a messenger RNA of Aspergillus heteromorphus CBS 117.55, 2190 nucleotides long. RefSeq names its product C2H2-type zinc finger protein. Lineage: Eukaryota; Fungi; Ascomycota; Eurotiomycetes; Eurotiales; Aspergillaceae. The transcript has 2 exons. The record is from RefSeq and is a predicted model, not a curated record. Gene Ontology annotation, biological process: regulation of transcription by RNA polymerase II. Gene Ontology annotation, molecular function: RNA polymerase II cis-regulatory region sequence-specific DNA binding; DNA-binding transcription factor activity, RNA polymerase II-specific. Bases 125 to 2092 code for a protein of 655 amino acids.